CGGUGUCGUUGUCGGUGUCGUUGUCCGUCUUGGGCUAAGCCUGGCUAGGGCAGGAUCGAGGACAGGGAUUCCCAGCUUCAGCCGGAUCUUCUUCUCCUCCACUGGCUCCUGCUCCGCUCAGACCACCUUGUUCAUCCCAGCUCAACUCACUCGGACCUGCUUCUUCUUGUCUUCUCGAGCUCCACUCGGACCCAAGUUCGGUCCCUCGGCGGGUCUCGAGCGCAACGCGCUUCGGGCGGCUCAGGACGGCUGUGCUCUCUUCCCCGACUGGUUCCGUCUGCUGGCAAGGCGCGCUGCUGUAUAACGAGGUAAAGUGCUCCACACGAGGCCUCGGAGUCUCCCUCGGGCUCCGGAGCAGAUUCCACCCCCCACCCCCGGCUCCCCAGUGCCCGGUGCUGUGGUCAGCGCAGCGCGGUCAGGAUGAACUGGGCGUUCCUCCAGGGGCUCCUCAGCGGAGUCAACAAAUACUCCACGGCAUUCGGCCGCGUGUGGCUCUCCGUCGUCUUCCUCUUCCGCCUCAUGGUGUUCGUGGUGGCGGCCGAGAAGGUGUGGGGCGACGAGCAGAAGGACUUCCACUGCAACACGGCACAGCCAGGCUGCCACAACGUCUGCUACGACCACUUCUUCCCCAUCUCCCACGUGCGCCUCUGGGCCUUGCAGCUCAUCUUCGUGACGUGCCCCUCGCUGCUGGUCGUCCUGCACGUGGCCUACCGAGAGGACCGCGAGCGCAAGUACCAGGCCAAGCACGGCAAGGGCUGCGGGCGCCUCUACACCAACACGGGCAAGAAGCGCGGUGGCCUGUGGUGGACUUACGUCCUCACUCUGAUCUUCAAGAUGGGGGUGGACGCCGCGUUCGUCUUCCUCGUAUACCACCUGUAUGAGGGCUACGACUUCCCGUCCCUCGUCAAGUGCUCCGAGGACCCGUGCCCCAACGUCGUGGACUGCUUCAUCGCGCGACCCACGGAGAAGCGCAUCUUCACGAUCUUCAUGGUGGCCACCAGCCUGCUGUGCGUGUUGCUCUCCAUGCUGGAGAUUGUGUACCUGGUGGGCAAGCGCUGCUUCGAGUGCCUCGUCGCCCCUCACCGCUCGCGCCAGCUCGCCAUGGCGACCUCGCUGGUCAGCAAGGAUGUGGAGAGCCGCCCGCUGCGCGUGGCUGACCCCGCCCCCGCCUACAAUGUCUCUCUCUCCUGAAGACAAGGCCAGAGUCUUCCUGUCCUUCGAGAGGAGACAGAGGAUGUGUUGUGGCUUUUUCGCUCAGGAUCUCUGCAGACAGACUCAGGAAGAGUUUCCCGCAGAGGGGCAGGCAGAAGACGACCUUGAAAAAAUGAAAAAAAUUGAGUUUUCAAUGAAAUCAGUGGUAGUCAUAAAACACGAAUAAAGGUUGUACAUUUUUCUCCUUAGCAAAUGAUAUAAAUGCACCUGCUUUUAAGUCGCAUUUUAAAAUAUGCAGAGAAUUUUAACAUAUUUUUAAGAUUUAUUGUUUUCCACAAACAUUUCUUUCAGCUCAGCAAAAUAAACAGUAUUUUUUUCUGUAUGGAACAUCCCUGACAGGGACAUGUGGGCUUCUCUGCUCUACCACCACUAUCCUAGAAGGACAAGCGGUCAAGAAGAUGGAUGGAUGGAUGGAACAUGGAAUAAAAAUCACUCCAAGGUGUUACUAAAAGUGCACUGGGAGCUGGUUGCAGCUGGUUGGCAGCACAAGUGCCAAAACAAGAGCAAAUUUUAAUUCUCCUUCUACUUGACCCUGUUGGCUAUAUUUUUGUUAGUUUUGUCCGUUUAUCUCGUCAGGGUCGUGGGGGUCCGGAGCCUAUCCCAGGAAUACUGGGCACUAGGCUUGGAGGAGCACCCAAGCCCCCCGGACAGGACACCAAUCCAUUGCAGGCUACCUUUUCGUAUGCUUGGAAGAUAUGAGUAUGACCGUUAAUCGGACCAAUAAUACGGAGGAAUAUAAGAUGAGGGUGAUGAUGAAAUUCAGCUGAGGACUGUUGAAAACACUAAUUAAUGUGCCAGCACUUAUUCCCCAAGUGGGACAAUACAACAAAGUACUUUUCAGGGCGUAUGUGCAGUGUGUGGUUCACAGUCAGCAAAGGAUGACUACUCCCAGACUGGACUGACCGGUACUUCUGCUUUGAUACGCCAGCAUCCAGCAUAACGGAUUGGCACAAAACGUGUGCGUGCAUGUUUCAGCGGUGGAACAUGUUCACACUAUGGCGAGGGACAGUCAGAUUUCUGUCUCGACAGGGUUACGUCUCCACAGGGCUAAGCUUCUCGCUGGACCGCUCCUGUGGGUGUGGUGUGUGGCCUGCGGGAGUAACACUGGUCUUCUGCCAGCCGUCCUUCUCAGGGUGUAUGAACUCGAGUUUCUCAGAGGUCCUCACACACGCAGCUCGUUUGCUGGGAGUGGCUGCUUGUUUCAUGUGUCCUUCUUUGCCAACAGUUCAUGUGUUUACAUCGCUUCUUACAGUCUUACUGAAGGAAACUGUUACACAGACACACACACACACACACACAUACACACAGGCUGCUACUAAAUAUACUGGCAAACAUGUCUCACGUCUUCUCAUGAAAGUGUGUUUUUUGAAUACAUAACAUGAACUUUGUGUGGAAAAUGUUCUUUUCUUCAAUCAGUGUCCAGCUAGAUUGUGUUCAGAUGCUGUGGCUUUCUGCUAUUGUCUGGCUUGUUUACAGUUUCACAAAAGCAAUUAAAUAUGCAUAUAACUUGUAUAAAGACUCAAUAAAAAGAACAUUCCUACAGAAGGUUCUUGGCUCUCUUUUAAUUU
This is a messenger RNA of Scleropages formosus (Asian bonytongue), 2780 nucleotides long. Its product is annotated as gap junction beta-4 protein-like. NCBI's taxonomy places the organism in Eukaryota, Metazoa, Chordata, Actinopteri, Osteoglossiformes, Osteoglossidae. Gene Ontology annotation, molecular function: gap junction channel activity. Gene Ontology annotation, biological process: cell-cell signaling. The coding region runs from base 421 to 1191 and encodes 256 amino acids. Gene Ontology annotation, cellular component: connexin complex. The transcript is spliced from 2 exons. The record is from RefSeq and is a predicted model, not a curated record.